Messenger RNA from Corylus avellana, 693 nucleotides. The record is from RefSeq and is a predicted model, not a curated record. Lineage: Eukaryota; Viridiplantae; Streptophyta; Magnoliopsida; Fagales; Betulaceae.
AUGAAAGAUGUGGCAAUUGAGAAUUCUUGCUUACCUCAAGAAAGUUUAGAAGAUGUGACCAAGAAAAAUAAGUUGAAAUUCAAAGUUUCGGUAAGGACUAACUUCAUCCCUACUUGUUUUAACUGUGGUGUCAAAGGUCAUACUCGACCAAGCUGUUUUCAAAUUAGGGCUAAACAACCAUCGUCUCAGAAGAAUAUCCCUAGACUAGAUGAACCUAGAAUUGGGAAUCAACUAAAAGUUUUAACUGCUCAAGUGAAACUUAUUAGUGAGAAGUUAGCUGUUUUGUCAAAUUCUGUUGAUAUAAAAGAUAUGUCUAAUUUGAUUGACAAGAAUGUGCAAAUUCCUCCUCAAAAGGAACAGGUCUGGGUUAAAAAGAAAGAUCAUCUAUGCCUUGUUGCUCAUACUGCCUUAAGUGUGCUUAACUCUUGUUUGUGGUUUCUGGAUAGUGGGUGUUCAAAACAUAUGACAGGUGAUAAGUCUCUAUUUAAAGAGCUUAAAGAAGGCAAAGGAGGUGGAAGCAUCACUGAUGGAGAUGGCAGCAAAUCGAAGGUGAUCGGUCAAGCAAUUGUGGAAAUUUCCGGUGCUCCUACUCCACAAGAAGUGCUGUAUGUUGAAGGACUCCGGGCAAAUUUAUUGAGCAUCAGUCAAUUUUGUGAUUAUGAUCUAGUGGUCCAGUUUUCUAAGAAAGAAUGA